AUGAAGAACAUGAACCUGAUUAUCAAGGUACUGCAUGUACUGCAUUUUCUAGGUUUUGUGGUUGUAACGGCAUCAGCUGAUAUCACUUGUGAUACCCUACUGCUGGCAGCUGGAAAUCUCACAGUGAACUCCCUGGACAGUGCUAAUCGCUCAGACAAUAAUAACUCGGGUCUAUUUUGCAGACCAGCCAUCGACGGCAUUGGCACUUGCUGGCCACGCAGCCAGGCGGGUGAAAUGGUGUCACGUCCCUGCCCAGAAUUCCUCUACGGAGUCAGAUACAACACCACAAACAAAAUCUACCGACAGUGCCUUUCCAAUGGAACCUGGGCAUCCAAAGGCAACUACUCUCAGUGCAAAGCUAUUCUCAAUGUACAGAGAAAGAGCCGGCUGCAUUAUCGAAUUGCCAUCAUCAUUAACUACAUGGGUCACUGUCUGUCCCUGCUCACUCUGCUUAUUGCCUUCAUACUAUUUCUGAGACUCAGAAGUAUUCGCUGCCUGAGAAACAUUAUCCACUGGAAUCUGAUUACAACUUUUAUCUUGAGGAACGCUACAUGGUUUGUUGUUCAGCUCACCAUGAACCCUGAUGUACACGAGAGCAACGUGCUGUGGUGCCGCUUGGUGACAACAGCAUAUAAUUAUUUCCAUAUGGCGAAUUUUUUCUGGAUGUUUGGCGAGGGUUGCUACCUACACACAGCAAUCGUGCUCACCUACUCCACCGACAAGCUUAAAAAAUGGAUGUUCAUCUGCAUCGGAUGGUGUAUUCCUUUCCCUAUUAUUGUUGCUUGGGCCUCUGGGAAGCUUUACUAUGAUAAUGAGAAGUGUUGGUUUGGAAAGAGAGCAGGAGUUUACACUGACUACAUCUACCAGGGACCCAUGAUUCUUGUACUUCUGAUCAAUUUUGUGUUCCUAUUUAACAUAGUGAGGAUCCUCAUGACCAAACUCAGAGCCUCCACUACAUCAGAAACUAUCCAGUACAGGAAGGCAGUGAAGGCCACUCUGGUCCUGCUGCCUCUUCUUGGUAUCACCUACAUGCUGUUCUUUGUGAAUCCAGGGGAGGAUGAGAUCUCACAGAUUGUCUUUAUCUACUUUAAUUCCUUCUUGCAGUCUUUUCAGGGUUUCUUCGUUUCUGUCUUCUACUGUUUUUUGAACAGUGAGGUCCGCUCGGCAGUACGGAAACGAUGGCACCGUUGGCAGGACAAGCAUUCCAUCCGUACACGAGUUGCGAGAGCAAUGUCCAUUCCCACCUCACCCUCACGCCUCAGUUUCCACAGCAUCAAGCAGUCUACAUCCGUCUAAAGAGAGAGAAAGAGAGAGAGACUCUGAGACUCUUUGUCUUUAAGACAAUUUAUCAAGGAAGGACCUGGGACUCUUGAACCAGGAUUUUUACACUCCUCAUCACUUGUGAUCAUCCAAAGACAUUGUAUUAUUUAAGAAAGACUUUUCAAGUGCAAGCAGUAAAAAGACAAUACAAGCCAAGACAAUACAAUACAAUACUUGCUUAGACAAUACAACCAUCAAUCCCUUUUUGCUUAUACACUGGAGCAAAUAAAAAGUCCACAGUGGAAUCUACAUAAUAUACAACCCAAUAUAGCGGAUUUAAGUAUAUAAUGGUACACUGCCUAACCUAGGGUGACCCUAGUCCCUGAUUUUGGGAGGCUUUUCCUCGACUAGGGCUGUAACAAGAAGUAUAUCUGAUUUUUACG
This is a messenger RNA of Trichomycterus rosablanca, 1703 nucleotides long. Its product is annotated as corticotropin-releasing factor receptor 1-like. Gene Ontology annotation, cellular component: plasma membrane; neuron projection. Gene Ontology annotation, molecular function: corticotropin-releasing hormone binding; corticotrophin-releasing factor receptor activity; G protein-coupled peptide receptor activity. Lineage: Eukaryota; Metazoa; Chordata; Actinopteri; Siluriformes; Trichomycteridae. The record is from RefSeq and is a predicted model, not a curated record. The coding region runs from base 1 to 1296 and encodes 431 amino acids. Gene Ontology annotation, biological process: cell surface receptor signaling pathway; adenylate cyclase-activating G protein-coupled receptor signaling pathway. The transcript is spliced from 14 exons.